Messenger RNA from Perkinsus marinus ATCC 50983, 329 nucleotides. RefSeq lists its product as hypothetical. The annotation marks the transcript as partial. The transcript is spliced from 3 exons. The record is from RefSeq and is a predicted model, not a curated record. NCBI's taxonomy places the organism in Eukaryota, Perkinsozoa, Perkinsida, Perkinsidae.
AUGCGCAAGCGCAAAUACUGGCAGCGUUUGAACUGUUACCGUGAGUUGAACUGGUUCAACCUGACGGAAGUGGGUGCUCUUUACAGGGCGGAAAAAGCGUUGUGGUGGCAUCGUGAUGAGGAGGACCCUGAGCUCCCAUGGGUUGAAAUGAUAUCUGAGGAGGCGGAAAGUGGCAGUGGUGGACAAUACAACAUGCUAGAAGUCCAAUCGUUGACUCUAGACCUGCCCCAGUCAGCACUAUAUCAAGAGUUCCUCGAGGUGCGGUUGGUGAAGAGGGUAGACAGGGGUUGGCUUAAAACGGAGGAGGAAGAUGAGAUCUUGGGGUUUGG